Molecule: messenger RNA, 896 nt
Organism: Hyalella azteca
Lineage: Eukaryota; Metazoa; Arthropoda; Malacostraca; Amphipoda; Hyalellidae
Exons: 6
Coding region: 38-733 (231 amino acids)
Source: RefSeq, a predicted model, not a curated record
CUUAGAGCGUUCGCUUGACUUUCUUAAUAGAGCAAAAAUGAGGACUAUGAAGUUAUGGUACUGUUUAGUUUUAUUUAUUACAAGUGAAAAAGGAGUUGUCAGAGGAGAUGAUUCCCGGUACCUGACAGGUUACGACGGCCUCAACUUCACCGGCGCCCACUACCAGUUCACCGAGUACACGCCCGACCUCAGCGUCGUGCAGAUGGACAAUUCCAUCGAAAGCCUCUGUAUUACGGGACAAUGGCAUGCCUACGACGCCGUGAACUAUGACCCAAACAUGACUCAAGCUGCAUGUCUAUGGCGGGGAGUGGGAUUCUGUUGGAACACUAGCUGCACGAACCAGAUAUCGUCGGUGAGGUACGCAGGAAGUCCGUACGGCCUCAACGACGACUACUACAACCUAUACGAGGGGACGUACUUCAGGGGCAAGGAGUUCAGGGGCAAUACAAACGCUGGCAAUUUAGGUGAACUGGAUAAGGCCGUCUCGUCGCUCGUCGUGACCGGACAGGCGGCAUGGACGUUCUUCACCGGCGUCGACUUUACGGGGUCCAGCUUGUGCGUGUACGCGGAUAAGCAUUUCACGGACGGUGUCAUAUCUUUUGAUACCACAUACUUCUUAAAUAUGGACGAGCUCGGCCUGCCCGACAACUCCAUCAGGUCCGUGGCGCGAGGCUGCCUCAGCGAGCGCGUGCUGGGCCAUCCCGGCGGUGAACCUGCGCCAUCCCGGCGGUGAACCUGGGCCAUCCCGGCGGUGAACCUGAGCCAUCCCGGCGGUGAACCUGGGCCAUCCCGGCGGUGAACGCGGCGGUCAAGAUGCCAGCAACUGAACAGUCAUGCGUGAUGUUCACUGCACGCAUGUAGGCUGUAUACGUGUGCUGAACAGUCAUGCGUGAUGU